UCUGGAUAUUUACCUCCAGUGCAGAAGAAUGGCGAGAGAUUCCACUGCGCGCUGCCCGGGCUCUCCGGGGCGGAACGCCUGGAUGGUGGCAGCGGUGAUCAUUGUGGCUGCUCAAGGUGUCGUUGCUCAGAAAGUGCGAGUGGAGGAAGAGUUGGAGGCGUAUCCCACAGAAUCUGUCGAUCUGCGCUGUGAAUUCGUCGAUGGGGGGAGUUUAACCAAGCUCACACAGGUAUCGUGGAUAUGGGAACCUGUUGAUGGCCAAAGGGACAACAUCGCCGUGUACCACCCAACCUAUGGGCAGAGUUUUCCCAACGUGGCCUUUAAGGAUCGAGUUAUUUUCCUCCAAAACAAUCUGAGGAUCCCGUCCAUAAGGAUUAAAGACCUGCGCAUGUCCGAUGCUGGGCGCUACACCUGCGAGUACGCUACGUACCCGUCUGGAAACGAGCAGGGAACCACCACGCUCAUAAUGCUCGCCAAGCCCAAGAACUCGGCCAAAGCCGUGACGGUCCAGGCUGGCAGCAAGUCGGUGAUGGUGGCCCACUGCGAGGCGGCGGACGGGAAACCGGCCGCCACCAUCAAGUGGCUGGCGUCGGUCGGUGGCAACCACUCAACCACCUCCACGAACGGGCCGGAUGGCACAGUGACGGUUCGGAGCGAGUACAGGCUGGUCCCGACGGCGGAGGACAACGGGAGAGAGGUGACCUGUCUGGUCGACCAGAAGACCCAGGACCGGCCGUGGACUGAGGUUCUGAAGCUCUCAGUGGAGUACCCUCCCACCGUCACCAUCGAUGGUUACGACCACAACUGGUACGUUGGUCGUUCUGACGCCGUUCUGUUCUGCCAUGCCACGGCGAACCCCGAGCCCACCACCAUCACCUGGACAACGGCUUCGGGUUCGCUGCCGGACACGGUGGUGGUGGAGCAAAACAAGCUGACGGUGAGGAAGGUGGACGACGCCGUCAACACCACCUUCACCUGUGAGGUCAAGAACAAGCACGGCGCCAGCAGGAAAACGCUCACCACGUUCGUCAUCGAAGCCUUGGAGGAUCCGUCCAGUGCCGGCGCAGUGGCGGGCGCGGUCAUCGGCUCCCUCCUGGCUCUCCUAUUGGUCGUGACUCUCGUUGUUGUCCUCCUGACCCGCAGCCGCCGCCAACAGAGGCGGGGCUUCCCCAGCAGCGGGGACUCUGUGGCGGCGGGCAACGGAGGCAGCAACGGUUCGGACUACGGCAACAAAGCCCGCCUGCUAUUCACCGGCUCCGGAAACGGCAGCAAGAACGGAACCGGGGCGAACAACAACGGGCCGGUGUACACGUACCGGGAGGGCUGCGACGCCACUGGGACCCUGACAGAGAAACCCAACAGCUACCACCACCACCUCCAUCACGCUCCAGCCGGAAACCGGCUCACCCCCCAUGACAUCCUGCUCUGCGGUGAGAUGGAUGAAGCUGAGAGGAGGAAGUUUAACCUGGAUGACAGCAUCGAGGAGGAAGACGAGCGAUACAAUCGAUUUGGAGGCGGCGGGAACGCGCUGCCUCCGGCGUAUCAUGCCCACAGGGGUCAUGGCGGCGAAGCAGAAAUGGAUGUGUACCUCGACGACGACAUGGAGUCCCAGAGGGACGGCUCCGUCAUCUCCCGGACUGCCAUUUAUGUCUGAGGAUGUGGAGAGGAGAAGAAGAGUCUGGAAAUCAGAGGAUGAGAUGGAGGAAGUGAGGGAGUUGAAAACAACUUCCUGUUCAGCACUAAAAUUCAAAUCGCCUCCAUUAGCUCGACACCUACCUGCUUAAACUCCAACCUGACUGCAGAGUUGCCAUCAGUAAUUUCCUCUAUGCUUCACAGUUCCUGUAUAUUACUGUCUAAAGAGGACUACGAGAACAAUAAAAACAGAAAGAAGUUGUUGUGAUGCUUGUGAGGCAAAAGUUGUGCGCUGUGGCUCAGUUUGUGACCGUGUUAAACUGUAACCAGGGGAGACUUGAUCCAGUCAGAAACCUUAGCGAACUCUUGACUCUACGCUGCUUAUCGCUACGUUCUUCUCGCUUCAGCUUCGCUGUGUGAUUAUGUGCAGAGUGACUCCAGUGUUUGUACUGUAAACAUUACCAGAAAUCGCAUAAACAUCACAAAAUCACCCAGAUUGAUGUAAAAUCUUCAACUUAACAGCUUCUGUGGAUUUUGCUGUUGCUCUUGUGACGAAACCUGAACUUGAAUUUAUAUAAAAAAAACCUCUGAAAGACUAAACUUGUCGUCCUGGCAACAGUGAGAGACUCCUUCUUAAUCGCCGAAUGCUGGCUCUACUGGGGGCUCGCUCCCUGCGACACCACCUGGUUUCCCGAUGGGAGCCACUGAAGUGCGGGGCCCCAUGCUGAGUCACAUGACAGACUUACCAGUGUGUGCUAAUGUGUGGCUGGCUGUGGUGUUAAUGAUGUGCAUCAUCCGUAUAUUGGGCGGUGUGUCACUGUAGCACAGUUGUUGCUGUUGUUGUUGUAGAUGUUGUUGUUGUUGUUGUUGCUCUUGUGUAAUGGUGUUGAUCUUGCUUGGAAAAAGAUGCACCGAGAGCCUUGGGGGGUUUCACAAAGUUUCAUGUUGAGUCUGUAAUGACUCAUUAAAUGAAUAAAAAAGUUGCUUUUCUUUGUUUCCAACUCUACUUCCUUCUUUUUGUUUUACCUUAUUUACUUUCUUCCCCCUUGUUUCCUUCCUUAGAGGACUGUUCAGUUGUUUUAUGUUCCAGUUUUAUAUGAUAAUUCUGUUUUUUUUAUUUGGGCUCCAUGUGUUGAGUGAGAUAUCCACCAGCAUUGUUGGAGGUUAUCGGAUGUCACUUAUCACUUUUUCAGGGCCUUUUGAAUGUUUUAGGGUCUUUUUCUGAUUAUUAAAUAUUCAAGAUGCAUUUAUGAUUAUUAAAGAAAAGAAAAUCAAACAAUUUCUCACUUACACAAUGUAUGUUAGCAUAUUCAAGCUUUGUUAGAAAUAGUAAAGCUGUAAUCUUACCGAAGGAUUCCAGUGAAGUAUUGAGCCACAACUCCAAGUUUAGAUCAGAAAACCUUUUGGGGGCGACAUUGGGCUCACACUCACCGGCCUCUUUAUUAGUCACACCUAUUCAGUCACUCAUUAAGACAGGUAGCAAAUCAGCCAAUCACAUGGCAGCAGGAUCCAGAUGUGGUUGAUCACAGCUGUAUUUCAAACCUACAAUUGCUCCUGAAGGUCAAUGGUGGGCCUAAUAAAGUGGACAGUAAUCUGUUCUUCAGGAUGCACUGGAGAUGUGCUAAUCUGAUAUUAAUCUGAAAAACGUAGUUCAGGUAAACAUGAAAGGCUAAAGAGCUUUAAUUAGCGUAUAACUCCUACGCUCGGGUGCAAUAUGAUGCAAAAAAUACAGAUUUAAUAAAUAUCCUAUAAGGCUUAAGAGCAGUUUUAGAUUAGAUCUUCUUCUGAGAUUACAAAUUUAUCUUUUGAAAAUCUGGGAAGAUGAGCCUGAAAUUAUUUGUGGCAAAUCUGGAACACAAAAUUUUCAAUGUAUUUCUAAAAAGUCAGAAUGAGAUUUUUUUUAAAUUUUUUUUAACAUAUUUUCAGAUUAACAAGCGUUAAAAACAGAAAUGUUUUAAGACACAAGCUCUGCAGCUCUGAUUGUUUACCAGAGAUGAAGCUACGUGUUUUCCCCUCUUUGUGUUUCAGGCUUAUUUGAAAUGUUUUCCAGCCAGUUUCCUGUUUCUCUUGAGAAAUUACAAGUUGAAUGUAGCAGUAAAUAAAGCACAGCAAUUUAUGUGAGAAAUAUAAUGCAGUAAGUAAAGACUGAAGUCUCUGAAGAUCAGGUGUAAAUAAAACAUUUCAUUUGAGAAAACAUUUUAAUUAACAGCUUGUGUGAAUCAUUUUUAUGUCACUGUAGCGGUGAGGUGACCCAUCCAGGAAAACCAUCACAGAGGAACGUAGACGGGCUUCCACAUGGAGGGAACUGAAACAUUUCAAGCCACAGAAAACUCAUUAACUGCUCAGAAAAAUUAACUCUAAAUCAGAAAGAUCAGGCGAAAAGCUGUUGUAAAAAAUAGGAUUUUUAUUAAAUGAAAACUGGCCCAGGCCAAGUUAGUUAAAUUAAGUUUUAAAAAGGCAUUAAGCAUUGUAGAUGCAGCACACAGUGUAAACUACACUCAACAGUGUUCACUUUAUUCAAGGUCAGCACUGUUUCCAUCAAAUCUGCCAUUAAAACUGAAAACGAUCUGCUUUACACACUUUGUUUAUUACAAGUUGUUUGUUGCAAUGAACAAAACAGUGAACUAAAGGGUUUCUGCAAAAGGAUUUACAAAAUAAUACUUAUUAUGCCUUAUUUUUAAUCUAUCACAUCACGUGAUAGUCCAACGUCAGUAGUUUUUUGACAAAGCUGUUGAUAUCCCUUUUUCCAAGCUUAAUGGUGUUUAACAUUCACCUCUGAUAGAGAACAUGACCGGGAAUAACGUUUUAACUCCCUAAACAAACUGCAGCAAAGCGUCACAUUUUAUUACAAUAUCUUAUGGAGCAUCAUAAAAACGAUAAAAGUUACGACAUAAAAAUAUUUCCAGCCUCUUUUUUUUGGUAGCUGUUUGACUGUGAGUGUAUGAAACAAUCAGACACACAAACACAAAUACUACUCUUGAAAAACAUUUCAAACAGGCAUCUUAAGGACACCAAAUACAUAAAGUAUUGUGAUUUUUAUCACUAACCUGUACACAGUAUUUAGAACUGCAGUGGAGCCCCGACUACUCAGACUUUUCUGUGGAACAUGAGUCCAAAUGAUUCAUGGAAAAACUGUAUUUAUGGAUUCUUUUAGUGGAUAAUAUCUAAAUAAAUAGCUAAACUCUAUGUACUUCACAUGCUGUUGGCGGACGUUUGCAGAGCAACCAAUCUGGGAUCCCAUUUAUUUUUCUAGGUCCUGAUUGGCUGAACGCUCAAUAACAGAAAUAAAGAAAUCCAUCAAUGUUAGGUUUUGUGGUAGUGCAGGCUUCACUGUGCUUAUUAGUGCAUAUUAAGGCAUAUUUGGUUAGAAGCAUUUUUAGAAGAGAUCUAAAGUAUUUGCUGUCCCUGUUCCCUCAUUAUUAACUAUAAUCACAUUUUCCAACAUGUUGAUGCUCUCAAAAUGUGGAGAAAAUAGUAAAACUAACAGUUCCAACAAUACAGUUUUUGAGUUUUUAAAUAUCAUUAGAUUGUCACAAUGAAUCAAGAUGAUAAUGACAGGACUCUUUCUAGUGUAAAGAUGAACUAUCAGGCCGAUAGUUCAUCUUUAGCUCUAGUAGUUAAUGCAUAAUAAUGCCUAAAUUCCUCAGCUGGACCAGAAGAGUUUUGUUUCUCAAAACAAAACGUUUAAACAUCCGUUAGAAGAUGGAAUAAAUGAACUAAGUUUCAAAUUUACAGCCUAGAUAUCAAAUUAGACUUGUAAUAACUCUAUAACACCCUGCAGAAGCUCUGCACUUAAAAUGGUUUUUCAGAUGUUUCAUCAGUUUCAACAUAAAGAAUAACAGAAAAAAGGGAAUUUCCAAUGAAUGUUUUAAUCUCUCCUUUUUCAUAUUCUCAUGAUCCAGUGUACUGUGAAAGAAAAAAGUAUUGUCAACAUACUAUAGCUGUUAUUCCUCAACAUGAACUGUAACUACUGUCAUGUGGGUUGGAAAUCUGCAGUUUUGCCAUUAAAUCAAGAGCUGAAAUGUUUGGAUUUUAUAUUGAUUUUUUUUCUGUUAUAAAGGAAAGCUGGUUCAGCUCUUCCACCGCCGAGCAGUUCCCUUGUUGCUGAUUGAUGUUGGACAUACUGUGCAAUCUGUUGUUCUGUAAAUGAGACAGUUGUAUCUGCUUUCUUACUAAAUAUUUCAGUGGAGACUCUACAUACAGCUGCAUCCUUUGUCUGCACAAGCUGCCAAUUAUGUUGAAAUGACUUGCAGACAGCUAUAGUGUAACUUCAGUUCUUACACAUAUUGUGUUUAUUGUCUCCCUACUGAAAAAAUGAGAUGUGGGGUUUUAUUUAGGACUCUGUGGGGUGCAUCCUUGCUCCAAGAAUAAAAUGUUUCCAGUAACUAUAUGAUAUCUGUCUGAGUGUAAAUUGAGAGAGACAGUUAUUUCUGUUUUGUUUACAGUGCUGUAUUAUAUCUAAAUGGAGAUAUUUUUGUUAGAGGUAUGGGUAAAAAUAAAAGCCCCGGCUUUUUGAGGGCUCCAUGUGACUAUAUCCAGCAUCUGGUCUCAGUUUUGUUUCUCCAGGGAUUUCUAAAGGUAAUAUUAAACGGGGCUCACAAAUUUGGUGCCUAAUUAUUCCCAGAGUCUUGUAGCAUGGAUGCACCCUCAGCGAGAAAAUUGUCAUCGGUCAUAACUUUUUGUUUCAGCACAACCCAGUUUCAAUAAAAGAAAAGCAUUUCA
Gambusia affinis (western mosquitofish) is the source of this 6354-nucleotide messenger RNA. It is a transcript of the gene pvrl2l, whose product is annotated as PVR cell adhesion molecule related 2 like. Bases 29 to 1654 code for a protein of 541 amino acids. Lineage: Eukaryota; Metazoa; Chordata; Actinopteri; Cyprinodontiformes; Poeciliidae. The transcript has 7 exons. The record is from RefSeq and is a predicted model, not a curated record.